ACACACCCACACCCACACCCACACACCCACACCCACACCCCACACCCUCAUUACUCAUAUAUGACAAAAAAUUCAACAACGAAUUCCUAUGUUGUUUAUUAAAGUUCUAAUAGAACAAAAACAUUCAUCAUUAAGUAGAAUUCAUCAUAGUGCAAUUCAUUUUUCUAUGGUAUGAUAUUUUUAAUCAUUAUUUAUUUUGUUUUUAUUUUCAUCUUUGAGAUAUUUAGAUUUGAGCAAUGAAAAGAUUUGAAAUUGAACGUGAUCUUCUUAUUCGAUCAUAUGAUACAUUUGAUCGUAUUAAAAUUCAUUGUCUUUUUCAAAUGAAAAAUAAAUAAUGUUAUUGUAUUCAUUUAUCAAGAGAAAUAAAAAAAUUUAUUAAAUUUUAUAUUUAUUUAUUUUUCAGAUAAUUAAUAUUGCAUCAGAAUUGAUUCAUAAUCGAUAUUUAGUUAUUGAUUUACUUAAAUUAGUAAAUACAAUUGUUAUUGAAGCAAAUUACCAUUUAAAACUAAUAAUAAGAAUUCUGUUCUUUUUUUCCUCAUCAUCAAAGAUUAAAUUAAUUAUUCAUUUUCGUAGAAAUCAUUAAAUCGGUCAUCUAGUUCACUUUCACCUUCACUAUUUAAUAGAACAAACAAUCAAUAAUAACAUCAAUUAAAAGUAAUAUUAAACAAUUAAUUUCAGCAAAAAAUUCAUGAGAUUUUUUUUUGUUUUAAUUGUUUGGUAAGUUUAUUACAUAAUAGACAGUGUUUGUUUUAGAUUUUUAUUAAAAAUGGUGAUACUGGUACCACGUGCCGAUGUGAAUGUUGAUAUGGGAGAGUCAGGAACCAGUACAACAACUAUUGCAACGGAUUAUUUAGGGCCGUGUCUUUGUUUUCUGUUCGAUAUGAAGUUUCUUGGUCAUAGUGUGUCUUUUAUUAGUCAUUAUUCAUUUUCAAUUAAUGACGAGAAAUUAUCACCAUCAGAGUUACUAAUUAAAAUCCUUUAAUAUCUUGUUACUGAAUUACACUAUUCUUUUCCGAUUCCUGCACUUAUAUCUGAAGAAGGUCAAUCAUACUUCUCAAACUUGGUUUUACUUAUAGCCUGAGGUGAUCCAAAAGAAUGUAAAAAUAUGCACAAUGCAUUAUGUAUGUUAAACUCAAAUGACAAUAAUUUUAGUAUUGAAAACGAGUGUGAAGAUAAUGAAGUACGUUUUCUUUAUUAUAAAUUAAAGAAAAGAAUUAUUAUCAUCAAAUCAGUGUCAAUGAUGUUGAAAAAUAAGGAUGAAUUUGCUGGUAAGUAAGAAACUAUAAAACAUGUGUUCGAAUUUAUUUAAAUUUAUUUUGGAGCAGCAGCGAAAAAAAUAUGGUAAUGAUUAUUCAUGUUUGUAUAUAAGAUACUGUUGUGAAAGCAAAAAUGUAACAAUGGGAUUGACUUGGACGAAAAAUGAAAAUCACGAUAUUGCCUUCUUUCAGAUGAAUUUAUACUCAAAUGAUUUAUCACGUUUUCAAUGGGAACUUCAAUACGACAAAACAAAUGCUUUGAAGAUUUCUUUUAAUUGUAAAAAAAGUAUUAAAAGACCGAUUAAGACAAGUGUUAGCUCUUAUUCCAACAACAGACCCAUUUGUUACCUUGUAAGUAUACUUUUCUAAUUAUAGAAUAAAUUUUCUAAGGAUAGACAUGUCGCACUCUAAUUAUAUUUCUUUCUCUUAUAUUUCUGCUCUCUCCUAAUCUUAAUAUAGUUUAAAAUUUUUUAUUUCUUUCAUAGUCCACCUGAUUCACGUGAUUUAUUAUAUUCAUCAAAUAUUAAAAUUGGUAUUAAUGGAUUUAAUCGUAUUGGUCGGCUUGUAUUGCGAUGUGCACUUGAACAAGGUAUUCAAGUAAUAGCUGUUAAUGAUCCAGAUCCAUCGGUUUGUUUGCAACCUGCUGUACAUAUGGUUGAUAAGUUGAAAUUUGAUUCAGCAAAUGCAUAUUUCGAAGGUGAAGUUUUCCAUAAAGAUAAAUUUAUUGUUGCCGAUCAAGUAAUCAGCGCCCUCACUGUACAACGACAAACAUGCGUUCCACCAUGGGAUGAACUCGGUGUUGAAUAUGUUGUUGAAACAAUCUGUAAAUAUACAACAAUUGAUGAAUAUAAAUCACAUUUACAAGCUGGUGCUAGGAGAGUUAUCAUUACAGUACUAUCAGCUGAUGCUCCAGUGUUUGUUAUGGGGGUCAAUGAAGAUAAAUAUACAGGAAGAGAAACAGUUCUUUCUAGUACAUUCUAUACAACAGCAAAUUGUUUAGCACCACUUGUUAAAGUUGUUCAUGAAAAAUUUGGUAUUGUUGAAGCUUUAAUAACAGCUUUAAGUUCAUCCAUUCGUGUACAAGAAACUGUUGAUGAACCAUCAGAUAAAAUCGGAAAAAUAAUUCCUGACUUGAAUGAAAAAUUAACUGGCACGAGUUUCAUUUUUUCAACAUUAAAUGUUUCACUUAUUGAUCUUACUGCUCGAUUAAACAAAGGCACUACAUAUGAAGAAAUUUGUGCUGCAAUUCGAGAAGCUGCUAAUGGUCUAUUAAAAAAUAUUUUGGCUUAUAGUGAUGAUAAUAGUGUUCCAACACAUGAUAUCGUUGAUAAAUAUUCAUUAAUCUUUUAUGCUCAAGCUGGUAUUUUGCUCAAAGACAAUUUUGUCAAACUUGUCUUAUGGUGUAACAAUGAAUAUAGUGAUGCAUAUCGUGUUAUGGAUCUGAUCAAAUAUAUUUUCAAAAAAGAUUAUGAAGAUAAGCUUAAACAAACCUUGGAAUGA
Molecule: messenger RNA, 2756 nt
Organism: Rotaria sp. Silwood1
Lineage: Eukaryota; Metazoa; Rotifera; Eurotatoria; Philodinida; Philodinidae
Source: the annotation of a GenBank genome assembly